UGACGUAUUAUUUGUGAGACGUUUUCCAGAGAAGAUACUAGCCUCAGCCGCAGAAGACAUCUAAAUUCUCGUAAUAAUCGCCCUUUAUUACUUCAGGUAACUAUAAUCUUUAGGUAUUGAAAGCAACCCAACAAUUUUUCACAGAGAGAGAAGUGGAGGAUGUCUGUAGCAGCUCUCCGUGUGAUCCACUGCAGAAGAUUGAGCACAGCUGGGCCUCAUGGUGUGAAUAAAGUGCUUCAGUGGAAUCAUUUAAGAAAAAUAGCCAAAGUUACUGGCGCAGUUGUGUUUGGGGGUUGUUUAUUUAUUACUUAUGAAGUAGUCGCCUUAGAUAAGGCUGUGACCAUCGACACCAGUGCAAUUCUUCAAGAAAAAUACAAAUCCUACGUUUAUCUCAGAGCCACUCCCUCUGCUGAACAGGAUCAUCUAUCUGCAGAGUUCACACAAAAAACAAGAAAAGAACUUCACAGAGCAGCCAGAAGGUUUCUGGAGUUAUCCUCUAAGCUUCUUCUAAAGUCAUUAGAUGCUGCCAAGGUAACAGGGCAAAGCUUUCUGCUCCAAGAGCACUUUAGUCACGUUGAUGCAGACCCACAUGAAGUUGGGUUAUGGGUUCUGCUUAAGAAGGCCCAAUCUCCUAACAAAGCUGUCAGACUUCAGGCUGUCCAGGAGCUUGCAGAAAAUCCCCACUGGCAAGAUUACCAGUAUCAGACAGCAGCUCAGGUCAUCGAUCAGCGGACAGUAGUUGGUCUGGCUCGAACUCCUCAAGUGGACCUGCGAUUCUUCCGACAGCCGCCUGCACUGCCUAAUUUAGAGGAUGGUAUGUCAGCAGAGGAUGCUCUACGGCAGCUCUUAGCGUCUCUGCCUCUGUCUGAAGUCGACAGAUGUGUGCAGUACUUCACCUCUCUGGCGCUUAGGGAGAGUAGUCAGUCUAUGGCAGCACAAAGGGGUGGACUGUGGUGUUUCGGGGGUAAUGGGCUUCCUUAUGCCCAGAGCCUCACUUCUGUUCCCUCAGAAAAAGUGGAGUCCUUCUGCCUGCAAGCACUUGUGCAGCACUCAAAGGUACAGAGUCACUGUGACCACAUAGUUGCAAAUGGAGGUCUGCAGAUUCUUCAGAGACUUUAUCAGCUCAGAAAGGAAUCCCAAAAGAUUCAGAGGAACAUUGUUCGUAUCAUAGGAAACCUGGCGCUAAACGAAGGGAUUCACCAGGCCAUAGUCCAGUCCGGUUGGGUUUCUGUCCUGGCCGAGAUGUUGCAGUCUCCUCAUGCAAUUCAGGCGUCUCAUGCGGCUCGAGCUUUGGCCAACCUGGACAGGGAGACGUUGAGGGAGAAAUACCAAGAUGGCAUCUACAUCCUCCACCCACAAACGCGUGGCAACCAACCUAUCAAAGCAGAUGUGCUGUUCAUCCAUGGGAUUCUAGGAGCAGCUUUUAAAACAUGGAGGCAGAGGGACCGCAACACACCGGGAGAAGAAAAUGAAGCGGAAGAUCUAGAUUAUUACACAGAGUGCUGGCCAAAGUCUUGGCUGGCAGCUGACUGUCCAAACCUGAGAGUACUGUCUGUGGAGUAUGACAGUCAUCUUAGCGACUGGAUGGCUAAGUGUCCCGCUGAGAAUCAAAGGAAGUCAUUGGCAUACAGAAGCCGGGAGCUGCUAAAUAAAUUAAAGCUUGCAGGAGUUGGAGAGAGACCUGUGGUCUGGGUGGCUCAUAGUAUGGGAGGCCUGCUUGUGAAGAAAAUGCUGCUGGAUGCAGCUGAUGACCCAGAUCUGCAGGGAUUAUUAAAGAACACUAAGGGAGUUUUGUUCUAUAGUGUUCCUCACCAUGGCACCUUCAUGGCAGAGUACUCUGUCAAUGUCAGAUACCUCCUUUUUCCCUCUAUAGAAGUCAGGGAACUUUGUAGGGACUCACCAGCCCUCCACUGUCUGAAUGAAGGCUUCCUUAAUUUUGCCAAAGAAAAUGAAAUCAAGGUGCUGAGCUUUGCAGAGACCCGGCCCACCAUCAUCGGCCCCAUGAUCAAGAUUCUGGUGGUACCAAAGCAGUCAGCAGACCUCGGCCUUGGGGAGCUUAUUGAGGUGGAUGUUGAUCACCUCAACAUUUGCAAGCCAGAGAAGAAGGACUCGUUUCUAUACAGACGCAGUCUGCAGUUCAUCCAAGAAGCACUGCAGCGUUUCAUCAGCCAGUGACUCAAAUACAUAAGCACAAAAAAAAAAAUGCAGCCCAGUAUGCACUUAAAACUGACCCUCCACCCUUAAACCUAAAACGCCUUUCCUCCUUAUGGCACAUUAACAUAGGCAUCUGCCAAUCACUAAUGUGAGAAGUGAAAUUAAACCUUUUUUUACCCAUUGAUGUCUGAAAAAACCUGACCUGUGCUAAAUAAGUUGGAAUUAUUUUAUGUGUUUAUUUUAUGUAAAUUGGACACAUUCUGAUGGGUUUAAUUUUUACAAGACUCCAUUACUUUGUUUACAACUAAGCUCAUUCUUGCACCUGCAGCAAAUUAUUCUAAGCUCUAAUAAUACAUCUCAGUGAUUGGGACCAGAAUAUUGAUUUUAAAUGUAUUUUUAUAUUUAUAUAUUGUACAGAUUUUGUGCCAAAAUGUGCUCCCUUCUGAGCCGGACUCCAGGAGGCCCUGAGCUAUCAGAUCGGCUCUCCUGGUGUUUUUGAAGUCUAUUCAAGUUGGAUUUGUGGCACAAAAACUACUAUAAAAAACAGAUUAAUGACAAUAAAUGUUAGAAAUGAGUGAAGCUGGA
Molecule: messenger RNA, 2739 nt
Organism: Cyprinodon tularosa
Lineage: Eukaryota; Metazoa; Chordata; Actinopteri; Cyprinodontiformes; Cyprinodontidae
Gene: serac1
Product: serine active site containing 1
Exons: 18
Coding region: 160-2175 (671 amino acids)
Molecular function (GO): protein binding
Source: RefSeq, a predicted model, not a curated record